AGUAAAUGAUUGAGGCGUUUAGUGCUUACAUUGAAUGAUAAAUAAGAUAUUAAAACAAUUAUUGAAUUAAUAUUAUAUUAAUUGAUUGAAUGCAUUGAUUUGCAAAGUGUUUAAAGCAAUAGUCUAUUGAUUGUAUAAUUGAGUGAUUGUCUGAACAUUGAAGUCAUGUCUGAAUCAAAUCUCAAGCAAUUGUUUGCUUAUAUAGACUCGCAUUCAAAUGACUACAUCAAGAAUUUAGCCGAAUGUGUGGCCAUUAAGAGUGUGUCGGGACAGAAGGAUACCAGAGAUGAUACCAUUUCAAUGGUUAAGUGGAUGCAAAAGCAAUUGACAGCUGAGGGUGCUAUCACACGGUUGGUUGACAUCGGCGAACAGACAUUUCCCGACGGUACUAAACUACCGCUGCCACCCGUCCUGUUAGCUGAAUUAGGUUCCGACCCUAAGAAAAAAACACUGUGUGUUUACGGCCAUCUGGACGUACAGCCGGCUCAUAAAGACGACGGUUGGGAUACCGAUCCAUUUGUUUUGACUGAAAAAGAUGGCAAACUAUACGGAAGGGGUUCUACCGAUGACAAGGGACCAGUCCUCGGAUGGCUUCAUAUUAUUCAAGCUUUUCAUAAGUUAAACAUUGAAAUACCCGUCAAUUUUAAGUUUGUUUUCGAGGGAAUGGAGGAAUCGGGUUCAGAAGGACUCGAUGACCUGAUCCGAGCGGAGGCCAAAAAAUUUCUCAAUAAUGUUGACUAUGUCUGCAUUAGUGAUAAUUAUUGGUUGGGAACUGAGAAGCCGUGCCUUACUUAUGGAUUGAGAGGUCUCUGCUAUUUCUAUGUAGAGAUCGAGUGCGCCGCCAAAGACUUGCAUUCAGGUGUUUACGGCGGUUCGGUUCACGAAGCGAUGACCGAUUUAAUCCAAUUAAUGGCUAAAUUAGUCGAUAAUAAGGGAAAAAUACUUAUUCCCGGGAUUAUGGAUGACGUGAUCCCAUUGACACCUAAUGAAGAGAAAUUAUAUAAUCAAAUUGAAUUUGAUUGCAAACAAUUUGCUAAUGAAGUCGGAACUGAUAGACUGAUUCAUUGCGAUAAAGUUAAGACAUUAACACAUCGCUGGAGAUUUCCAUCACUUUCAUUACAUGGAAUCGAAGGGGCCUUUUCAGGUGCCGGAGCCAAGACUGUUAUUCCCCGUAAAGUUAUCGGAAAGUUCUCUAUAAGACUUGUUCCCRAUCAAAAUCCCGAUAAAAUAAGCAAACAAGUCAAUGAUUACUUAACCAAUGAAUUUAAGAAAAUGGACAGUCCUAAUAAAUUGAUAGUUCAUACACCUAAUGGUGGCAAACCAUGGGUUGCCGACACAAAUGAUGCUAACUUUACUGCCGGAAGAAAAGCUAUGCAAUUGGUUUUUGGCGUUGAUCCAGAUCUGACCCGUGAGGGCGGAUCAAUACCGGUUACAUUGACUUUUCAAGAGGCAACCGGCAAAAAUGUAUUGCUUUUACCUAUGGGUGCCAGUGAUGACGGGGCUCACUCUCAAAAUGAAAAAAUUAAUAAAAGGAAUUAUAUUGAAGGCACUAAAGUGUUUGCCGCUUAUGUCUAUCAAUUGGCACAAUUGAAUUAAUUGGUUUUUAUCUAU
Messenger RNA from Oppia nitens, 1611 nucleotides. RefSeq names its product cytosolic non-specific dipeptidase-like. Gene Ontology annotation, biological process: proteolysis. The transcript is spliced from 6 exons. Gene Ontology annotation, molecular function: metallodipeptidase activity. The record is from RefSeq and is a predicted model, not a curated record. Lineage: Eukaryota; Metazoa; Arthropoda; Arachnida; Sarcoptiformes; Oppiidae. Bases 166 to 1596 code for a protein of 476 amino acids.